UCCCUCUUCCAUCGUUCUUCACAUCACAAACAUGUCUUCUUUCUACCCACGAGUCGAUUCAACAAACCAAGACGCCAAUUCCCCACUCUCGCAUCCUUCACCAUCAUCUUCUUCAAUGUAUCCCUCGCUCGACACAGAGCCAAGCACGUCAACAACGCAAGCCAUGGAAACCGUUCUCGUAACCGUCCCGGGCGCGAUUCUUCAUCUGAUAGAAAAGGACUCCAGCGUCCACCUCGCUUCCGGCGACCUCACCGUGGCCAGCAUCGGCGAAGGCGAAAAAGUGGUGGCGGUGCUGGCCCGCGUGGGCGACGAGGUCCAGUGGCCGCUGGCGAAGGACGUGUCAGCGGUGAAACUUGACGCGUCGCACUACUUCUUCACGGUGCGGGUCCCACAGAAGGAGGAGUUGGAAGUUUUGAACUACGGUUUGACGGUGGCGGCGAAGGGGCAGGAGAGGGUGCUGAGGGAACUUGAGGAGGUUCUUGAGAAGUACUGCUUUGUGUCGAAGGAGAGAGUGAAGGGCGUGGGAGGGUGGGAGGUGAUGGACGGUUCGGUGUCGGCGGAGACUUCGCCGGAGGAGUUGAGGUCGGAGGAGAAGAGGGAGGCGGUGGAGGAGCUUUCGGGCGCUUACUGGACGACGCUGGCGCCGAACGUGGAGGAUUACAGCGGGCGUUUCGCGAGGUGGAUUGCGGCGGGGUCGGGGCAGGUGGUGAGGGGUAUAUUGUGGGUUGGGGAUGUGACUGUGGAGAGGUUGAAGUGGGGGAAUGAUUACUUGAAGAAGAGGUUGGACCCUGCUUCCCACUCUCAGAUUAGUCCUCAGGCGUUGGAGAGGAUCGUAAGGGUUAAGAAGUUGACCAAGAUGUCAGAGAACGUUGCCAACGGUGUCCUCUCUGGGGUGGUUAAGGUCUCUGGAUUCUUCACAACUUCUUUAGUCAACUCCAAAGCGGGCAAGAAAUUCUUCAGCCUUCUUCCGGGGGAAAUCGUCCUUGCUACCUUGGAUGGAUUCAAUAAGGUCUGUGAUGCUGUAGAAGUAGCUGGAAGGAAUGUCAUGUCCACUUCCUCAGUUGUGACAACCGGACUCGUUUCACAUAAAUAUGGAGAGCAAGCAGCUGAGGCUACAAAUGAAGGCCUUGACGCUGCAGGGCAUGCGAUUGGGACUGCUUGGGCCGUGUUCAAACUUAGGAAGGCACUCAACCCGAAGAGCGUCAUCAAACCAACAACACUAGCUAAAGCUGCUGCUGAAUCAAGUUCUGCUAAACUCAAGGCUAAGAAAUAAGUCACAGCAACAAAAGAAUUAGGAUCGAACACCUUUAACAUAUGUAAUAUUAGUUUGUUUGCAAUUCAAUUUUUUUUUUAUAAUUUUAAUCAGUCAUAGUGAUUAGUAUUUAUAGUUAAUAGUAGAGAUUUUGGAAAAGAAAUUGUGUUUGUUACGUUUCUUUUUAUCUAAAGUGCUGUUUUUUUUUAUUGAAUUCCAACAUGUUACCGAAUUUGCGAUA
This is a messenger RNA of Cajanus cajan (pigeon pea), 1493 nucleotides long. The record is from RefSeq and is a predicted model, not a curated record. Lineage: Eukaryota; Viridiplantae; Streptophyta; Magnoliopsida; Fabales; Fabaceae.